CAUUCCGGUCCAGCCGGUGGCACGCUGAGGCAUCGAUCUUGGUCGGCUGCUGAAGGAGGUUGCUCAUUCAAACAGACUGACGCCGGAGCCGAAUGUUCCCCCGAGAACUGAUUCUCCUCCUUCCGCUCACAUCAACACGUCCACAUCCAUCGAAAGUUACAUAUAUUUUGCCCUUGCUGCUUUGACAAACCUUUUCUGUAUUGCUCAUACAACGGAUUUAAACCCCUCAAGGCAGCAUCCAGUUGCUAUCGAUAAAAUCGACGGUCAUGCCUCUUGUUCACGACAAGCCAAUUGAUUACGAAAUGGAAGAUAUAGCGUGCAUUGAAGCGGUCCCUUCGCCACCUUCUCCUCCCGAAUCUCCACAACCUGGCCUGCCUGACACCCUUUCCGAUGCACCUGUUUGUGAUAUGGCAAGAGCAGCUCUGGCUGAUGACCUCAUCAAUGACGUUGGGAGUGACAAGCAGACCACUCUCAAUGUUGCUCCUGAACUGGAUCUUGGCAGGAAAUCUGCCUAUCACGGCCCCAAAGGCAUCCGCACAAGGAAGUACACCGGAUCAGCCAUCAUUCCCGCACAAACCCACAUUUCCUCUGCUUAUCACGGUCCCAACGGCAUUCGAUCGACCCAAUAUACCGGACCUUACAUGGAUGUCAGUGGCAACAUUCUGCCUUGUGAUGUUGCCCCUGCUAUGACGGCACAAGACUACAUCAGUGUCAUCACCACCGAAACCGAUGAGGUUGUACACAGCAUGCAUGCAGCGCGCAGAGAACUCAACCGCCGGCGUGUGGCUGCCUUCAAGAACUGGUUCUUCCGGCCCUCUAGAACAAACACUGGUCAACUCUUGUCGCCUCCUCCCGAUGGCAACAACGCAGGGCAGUCUGAUGUGACGCAGUCAGCUGCAGAUGCCAUGGUCAUGCCUGGAGGCUUCACACCUGCGUCUGGCUGUUGA
Molecule: messenger RNA, 947 nt
Organism: Dacryopinax primogenitus
Lineage: Eukaryota; Fungi; Basidiomycota; Dacrymycetes; Dacrymycetales; Dacrymycetaceae
Exons: 3
Coding region: 267-947 (226 amino acids)
Source: RefSeq, a predicted model, not a curated record